Peronospora belbahrii is the source of this 651-nucleotide messenger RNA. The record is from the annotation of a GenBank genome assembly. NCBI's taxonomy places the organism in Eukaryota, Oomycota, Peronosporomycetes, Peronosporales, Peronosporaceae.
AUGGCUGAUCACAGUGUACGCGUAUUUACAGUGGCCAACGAGUCACGAUACGUGGUGGUGCGCAACGUCCCGGCGCUUGGUGUAAUCGAUGAUCUUCUCAAGCGACUCAGUCUCUAUGGGAAGGUGUGCGAGUACCGACUAUUAGACCAUGAAGACGAUCGACAAGAAGCACUGCAAUUUGAGGGCGGCAUUGAUGACAACGAUGAGUUCACAGAUACAGUUUGGGUGCAGUAUGAGACGGUGAAUAACGCGCGUCAUGCUAAAGUGCGCGGAGUGCAAAAGUCAUUCUAUGGUAACCGAUUACAGAUCUCAUACGCGCCGCACUUCGAGUCACGAGAGGACACUGCGGACAAAUUGGCACAGCGACGAAAGCUACUGUUGCUUCGUGCUCGGCCAAAUACUCAGUAUGCAGAAUGGGCCCAAGUAGCAGUGAUAAGCAACAAUACAAGGGAGACCUCACGGAAUACAACCCUGCUACCCCCGCUUCCUCCAGUUGAUACGAAAAACAUGGUUAACCGUUUUGUCGGGCCGCAAUUGCCAUCGAAAUCUCAGUUUCACCAAACACCGUCAAACCUGCAGCAUCCACAACCAAGGCAAGCAGCUCCCGAAGUGGCAAGACAGCAGCAAAGCACAAAGCGACGGCGUAUAUAA